This is a messenger RNA of Sycon ciliatum, 3132 nucleotides long. RefSeq lists its product as uncharacterized. Gene Ontology annotation, molecular function: catalytic activity. The transcript has 2 exons. Bases 1 to 3132 code for a protein of 1043 amino acids. NCBI's taxonomy places the organism in Eukaryota, Metazoa, Porifera, Calcarea, Leucosolenida, Sycettidae. The record is from RefSeq and is a predicted model, not a curated record.
AUGGUUCCAAACUGCGAAGCUCAGAGAGUACUGUCAGGAAGGCGGAGGAGAGGAAGGCUGCGAACAUUGGCCUUUGGAUCUUGGAACGUCCGCACUCUGGUCAACAAUGACGGACCGGUCGAGACGGCAAAGAGACGAGUGAAUUUUGAAAAUUUGAAUUUUGUGCCCGUCGUGGAGGACAGAAAGAUCGACUUGGUUAUCCGUGAGCUGUCCAGGUUUGACGUGGAAGUGGCUGGCCUGCAGGAAACCAAAUGGUUUGGGAGAGACUCUUUCAACAUCGGCGAUGCGACUGUACUCGCCUCUGGUCGCCCCGUACCUGACGAAAAUUUUCGUCGUGGCGAGGGUGUUGCGCUGGUUCUGCGUCGGAGGGCCAAGCAGGCAUUUGAACGUGCAGGCUGCCAGUGGAGGCCCGUCUCGUCGCGCAUCGUGACGGCCAGGUUGAGAUUUGAGCACGGGUGGAUGUCAGUGAUUUCAUGUUACGCUCCUACGUUUCGAUCCCCGCAUGCUGACAAGGAAGAGUUCUUUGCUCAGUUCCAGUCUGCUCUCAGCGAUGUCAACUCUGCUGAUGACGUCAUCGUCCUGGGGGAUUUCAACGCUCGUGUUGGUUUUGGCCCACAGCAACUAGAGAUGUGGCAGGGAGUGCAUGGAUCACAUGGUGUUGGUGAUGUGAACGAUGCUGGUCAUCGACUACUCACAUUCUUGGCGUGUCAACAGCUCACAGUAUGUAACACACUGUUUCCCAAGAAACGCAUCCACAUGUACACCUGGCAACACCCUGGAUCACAGAAGUGGCAUUGUAUAGAUUAUGUGUUCGUACGCCAACAACACCGUAAACGUUGCAUGGACUGUCAAGUGAUGCGCACUGCAGAGUGUAGCACAGACCACCGUCUUGUCCGCAUGAAAUACCGGCUACCUGACGUUGUGCAGCAACGGUACCAUCAUGAUGCACGUUCCAGGCCGCGGAAGUUUGCUGUUCACCAAUUCAAUCGGAAGCCAUUCAUGAGUGAAGAGGAGGCUGAGCGUGUGGCUACUGUACGUGCUGAGUACUGUGCUAGUCUUGAAUCUCGUUUAGCCACGUAUGACCGCGCCUCGUCUGUGGACUGUAAGUGGAGUACCGUGAAGUCGGCUGUUGUUGACGCGGCGGAGCAGGUGGUUAGUCGGGACAAGCGGCGGAUGCCAGAUUGGUUCCGUGACAAUGCCCUUGUAUUGGAGCCUCUACUGGAGUCUCGUAAUACCCUGUAUAGCCAAUGGCUGAGAAGCGGCAGGGACUCUGAUCACCGGGCAUUCAAAGAAGCGCGUGGCCGGGCUCGUACUGGUAUCCGGAAGGCAAAAACAACUUGGUUGAUGGACAAAGCGGCGGUGGUGCACCGUGGACGUUUCAGUGGCAAAGCUGUCUGGUCUGCCAUUCGCGACAUGCAACGCUGCUUUGGGGGCUUGCAACCCCUGUCUGUCCAAUCCAUCCGCAAUGCCGAUGGAGUUCUUUGCGAAUCUGUUCAGGAGCAGCAGGGCACAUGGCAUGGGCAUUUCUCGGGUGUCUUGAAUGUCUGCAGUGUGUACGAUCCGCAUGUCUUCCAACUUAUCCCUCAGCGUGAGGUCGAGGACUCCCUCUCACUGCCACCAUCGGAGGAUGAGCUGACUCAGGCAAUUAGACACCUACAGAAUGGCAAAGCUGGUGGUAUGUCACAGAUUGUGCCGGAGCUGCUGAAGGUUGGUGUGCCUGUCCUCCAUCCACUCCUCCUGGACCUACUCCAAUCUGUCUGGUCGGGGGGUUGCGUGCCCCAGGACUGGCGCGAUGCACUGCUGGUACCGAUUCCAAAGAAGGGCGACCUCUCUCGCUGCGAUAAUUGGCGAGGGAUCGCAUUGCUGGAGGUUGUCGGCAAGUUGGCUGCUCGGAUCAUGCAAAACCGAUUGCAAGGUAUUGCUGAGGCGGAACUGCCUGAAUCCCAAUGCGGGUUUCGGCGGCACCGUGGUUGUGCGGACGCCAUCUUCUCUGUCCGUCAACUUGUCGAGAAGUCGUACGAACAUCGAUCGAAGCUCUUCUGCGUAUUUGUGGAUCUCCGCAAAGCAUACGACUCUGUCCCUCGCGAAGCUCUUUGGCAGGCAUUGCUGCGGCUGGGUGUGCCGCCCCCGACUGUGGCCAUCAUCAAAUCAUUCCAUACAGACAUGUCAGCUUGCGUUCGCGUUGCCGGUGGUUGCACGGAUCCGAUAUCUGUCAAGAAUGGGCUGCGCCAAGGGUGCGUUAUGGCACCUGUACUGUUUAACUUGUACUUCGGCUUAGUUAUUGAGCGUUGGCGAUCCCUUCUCGUUGAGCGUGGAAUAGAGUCUGGUGUGGACUUCAGCUUCACAAUUGAUGGCCAGCUGUUCCCUCGUGUCACUAGGCGUCGUCCCCACUCCGAGUCCGGCCAUGCUGAUGACUUCGAGUUUGCGGAUGAUGCUGUACUGCUCGCUACAACUCGCAACGCAGCCGAUCAAUCCCUGUGUGCCUUUUGUGAGGUCGCAUCCAGCUUGGGUCUCACAGUGAGCAUGACCAAGACCAAGCUUCUCGUUGCAGGUUUCGGAGUUUGCCCUGCUGAUUGCUCUGAUUUGGUCAUUGGCAGUGAUAGGGUUGAAGCAGUCACCUCAUUCCCCUAUCUUGGUUCCACCAUCACUCCAGACUCGCGGUCGCAAGCGGACAUUCGGAGCCGUCUAGCAAAGGGUGCAGGGGCCUUUGGUGGUCUUCGGCGCAUCCUACAUGACCGGAGCCUGAACCUCCCUACCAGGCGCCACCUGUAUGUCGUUUGCGUACUGUCAACGGUUCUGUAUGGUUCAGAAUGCUGGACGCCGUUGAAGGCAGAUUUAGAUAGAAUGGACCGGUUUCACCAUGCCAACAUUCGCUCCAUCCUUGGCGUAUCGCGAGGCCGACAGUGGGAACAGCGCAUCUCUUCACAGGAACUGCGAGCACAGUGGGGUGAUCCCACACCAUUGUCACGCAUGGUGCAGCAGAGACGGUUGGAGUGGCUUGGGCACCUGGCUCGUCUUGAUGACACCAGAUUCCGACAUGGUCCGGCACAAGUGUUCAGCAAUCCGUCAGCUCCCGGUAUCGGAGCAGCCUGGAUCAGUACAGUGUCCAACAUGCAACCGAUGGCUACGUAG